AUGCAAUCAGGCGCCUUCGAACCAGACGAUCUAUUCAAGCGGGGUGGACUCUUCUCUUCGCUUAUUGGAUUUAAAAAGAAAGCAAAUAAAGCCCCACCCUCUCGUCAGUCAUCGAUCGAUCAGCCACUUCCAGCUGGCUGUUCGACAAGUCGCGAAGAGCCGAGAGUUUUCCAACCAUUACCACAAAUCUCACUACAAGUUGCCGAGGAACAGACGCCGAUUGUGCAACAACAACGGCCAAACGAAAGAACUCCGUUCGAUAUCUAUCGAGAGAUUGUUUCGGAAGUUGAGCACUUCGAGAGAAGCUCCACGGCCACCCCAAUUUCCGAAUUCUCGAUCCAUUCCCCGUCUUCACUUUCUCCUCAACUUCCCCCGCAUCUCCCACAAAUGGAUCCAAUGAUGGGCUAUCAUCAACCCCUUCAACAAGAGCAACAAUUCUUCCCGACUUGGUCAAACCUUCUCCCGCCAAAUCACCCAAAUUUGGACUAUCAAUCGAUGACAAUGCAGAAAUAUCAACAAUGUCCAUUCAUGCAACAGGUGAGCUCUUUGGAUGCUCCGCCAGCCUAUCCGGGAAUGGUGCCACAGUUCUCGCAAAUGUCCCCCGAAACAUCAAAGAUGUCGAUAAUCCCCCCAUCACCGUUUCCCUAUUUCCCACCACCACUUCAACAAUAUCCGCUUCUUGAUGUGAAAGAUGAACCACUUGAGGCAAAGUUACUCAAUGCUCUCCAGACGCAGGCCCCCAUAGAAGAAUUUGUAAAACUAAUUGUAAGGGCUGUGAAGAAUGAGGAAGCACAACCGCUAGACGAAAGCCCGGAAGUGAUCUUGCAAAGGAAAAGACAGCAGAACAAUGCAGCCGCAGCCCGAUAUCGAAAACGGCAACGUGAAGCGAAACAAAACGCCGGUGAUGAGCUGCAAGACCUUUUGGAUCGAAAUCAAGAAUUGAAAGGAACAGUCGAUAGGAUGCAGCUGGAGAUCGAAUUGUUGAAGAGAGCCGUGUUAUCGGCCACCCGUAAAAAGGAGCAAACUGGAGACAAAGAGGAAAACGAUGAACGAAAAGAAUAUGAUCAGCUUGAUGAAAGAAGAAAACAAAACAAAGCCGCCUCAGCAAGGUAUCGUCGCCGAAAGGCUGAGAGUUCCAAAGAGGCUAGAAACAAGUUGAAAAGGCUAAUGACCGAAAAGCAGAAAUUAAAAGAGAAUGUUGACUUGUUACAUUCAGAGAUUGGUAUUUUGAGACAAAAUCUCAAAGAGAUU
This is a messenger RNA of Mesorhabditis belari, 1251 nucleotides long. The record is from the annotation of a GenBank genome assembly. NCBI's taxonomy places the organism in Eukaryota, Metazoa, Nematoda, Chromadorea, Rhabditida, Rhabditidae.